Messenger RNA from Aspergillus tanneri, 3648 nucleotides. RefSeq lists its product as uncharacterized. The record is from RefSeq and is a predicted model, not a curated record. Lineage: Eukaryota; Fungi; Ascomycota; Eurotiomycetes; Eurotiales; Aspergillaceae. The transcript is spliced from 7 exons. The coding region runs from base 1 to 3648 and encodes 1215 amino acids.
AUGGCGGGAAUAACACCCGACCAAGCGUCCAAGGUUGUGGACGAUAUCCGGUUAAAGAAUGGCGGCAUCACUGAUGAAGAGAGACAGGCAACUCCGCCUGGUGUGCUAACAGCAUUGAAGAACAUCCAACAACAGCUAUCAAAAUAUCUACUCCCUCGUGACGGUUUGUCGCCAGACACAGAGUUUAUAUUCGACAUAAUUGGCGCUACAUCCUUGUUCAGCUAUAGCUGGGCUCUCGAAAAAGGGGCGAAGCCAUUUCUCACAUUUACCCUGCUUGCAGACCGACUAGUGAUUGAAUCGAACGACGAUGGAUGCACUGAAAGCGAUGUCAGGCUACUCUGUGAAAUUAAGCCGUCGUCAUCCAAGAAGACAAGCUGGAUCAGUGCCGAUUCUCUACGAAAGACAGUCAAGAUUGCCAGUAAAGUGCACAUCCAGUCCGGAGAGUUUUCCUUCUCUUUUCAACAGAAAGAAGGCGAUGGCAGACUAGGGAUGAUAACGCCAAAAAACGAAACAAAAGAGUCACUCCCGGAAAGUGUCCGAACACGGAUCACUCUUUUCCUCACUCAGUCCCAGAAAUUUGCUAUUCUAUCCAAACACAUCGAGGAGAUAUCAAACCGCGGAUUCAUGCUUUUUGAGUCCCAGUGCAAUAACUUCUCGUUCAAUAUCAACCCACCAAACGGUGAGCCAAGCCAUACAGCUCUCACAAUCGAGGGGGGCAAAUAUAACUGUUUACUUCUUACCAACCUUAAUGUUGCUAUUUGCGCACAGUUUAGGCCAGAGGAAUCGAAGACAGAAGCAAAUUCAAACAUAAACUAUUCUGCCCAUGAUAUCUUUGAAAGGAUAGCAGACGCUUUGUAUCAGGCAAUCAGUUCCAGUUUUCUGCGAUCUUCCAUGGAGUAUGAGUGGGUUCAGUAUAUUCCGAGGCCCAGUACAACAAAUCAAGAUUCUCAAAAAGUAGCACAAUACCUAUACAAGGGACUUAAAAUGGCUCCUUUAUUUCAAUCCCAGAAUGGAACAAGGAAGAUUCUAUCCUCACUUGUCUACUUGUUACCUUGUCAUUGUGACCAGCACAACCGGCCUUUGUUUGAAGAUCUGCAAGAUGAUGUGUACCUCUCAACCAGAUAUACAGAAUACAUUGACUACCUGAAGCCUCUUGGUGCACGGCAAAUCUCAGAUAAACAACUGCUGGAUAGGCUAAAGCCUUACUGGGCUGGUCCGAGUCCCCGAAUUCUGCAACUCAUGCUUUCUGAUGAUUGGCACAGCCGUGUGGCUGAAUUAAUCGUAUCAUGGCUGAAGACUGAGUCAAGGUCUUCCUUGGCAGACGAAAUUCGCAAACUCCCACUUCUUCCUUUAUCAGAUGGGACCUUAAUGCGAGCAGCGGACGUAUCCGCUGCUAAGGAACCAAGGAUGAUUAUCUUCCAUACUGACACCAGUGGUGCCACCAUUCCUCCGCUCUCACACUUACGUACCAUCGAACCGCUGGCUACAGUAAAUAAAGAGCGCCGACAGUUGUUCCGCGAACUUGGUGUUAUAUCCGCCUCCCCACUGCUUAUAUUCGAGGAGAUUAACAAAUGGAAGCUAUGGCUCGAAGAGAGACUUUCUAUUCGCACGGUUCCUAGGAUCAGACAUAUCCAUGACCACGAUCAACUUUCCCCUCUAUUUCAGGAAAUUAGAGAUCGUUGUCCGGGCAUCCUCCUUGGUGUUCUCAAGAGGCACUGGGCGGUUUAUGAGAACGAAAUGACACCCGCGGUUAAGUCUGCAAUCAAACAAGCAGUUGUCCCAACCCUCAGUGGCAGUACGAGGCUCGAUCAGACUUAUUACCCAUCACCUAAACUUCUGAAAAUUUGCGAACAACUUCUCCAGUCAACCAAGUUAUUGCCUUUUCUUACUGGCCUGGAAAGUAUGGGUCUGGAUAUCAAGAUAGACUUGAGUUUCCUGAAAAUAUUUGGCGUUACCUGCGAUGCGACGGACGUAUUCUUUCGAGGAGUAUUUGAACAGCUGCAUGCCAUGCCAAUGAGCAUUAAGAGUUCCAAGAUCUUUGUAAUGUACGAGCUACUGGCAGAGAGGCCUGUGGAUGAGAUACGUUCCUUUUUUAAGUCAGGACCAACUGUAUUUAUCCCGAAGGACACUGGGUGCAUUACUGAUACGAGCCUGUGUGUCUGGGAUGGCCCCCGAUGGCUAAAAUACAUCCAUGUCCUCUCUUCAUACAAUGAGUAUGCCCAGAACUCGAAGCUGAAGCGUCUUUUCCAAAAUACACUAUAUACUAUAAAAGCGAACCAUUCAACAUAUUGCAUAGAGUUGAACUUGGGUGUUACAAAAGUUAACGUUCAACAUAUCCACCAAAUAUACAGGGGCAUGUUUCAGGAUGUCGAAGACACUGAAAGCUUGAUGAGCCUCCGCGCCAACAUUGACAACGAUAAAUUAAUAUACGAUCCACAUUCGGAGAAGCGGUAUCCUCGAGGCCAAUGUAUUUGGGCUCCGACACGGAUUGGCAAUCAAAUUGGCCUCAGCGAAAUUUACCCAGACUUGGAAGAGUUUUUUGUCGACAGGCUUCUUAUUAAACCACCAUCUCUUGACACCUACUUCUCUCAGUUGAAAUCCUUAUCUACUGAGAACAGCGUCAAGUACGAUGACGUUAUUACCGCCAUUCGGAAUAUAAACGACUUUAAUCCCACCGAGCUCGACCUGGAACCUCUGAAAGCUGUCCAGUUUCUUCCCGUUAAUCGACACAAUCAGUCUCUUGAGGUUAGCUAUGUAUCCACCGCAGAAGAGUUCUUUAUCGUAGAUCGUGACGGCUGGCCGGCUCUGUUCUAUGAGAAAGUCCCUACACUUUCUAUGUCGCUGGAUGAGAUUCGGGGAAUAAGGCCAUUUCUAAACAGCCUAGGUCUAGACAAACGAUUCAUAUCCACAGCUGCAGUGAAGAAAACAGCAGUCUAUCCUAGACCCACUGAAAGCGCUCCGGGGCUUACUCGUGAAUUCAGAGAAAAGGCUAGAUUGUUAUGUCGGUGUGCCGUGUACUAUAGCGGUGUGAAAAGUAUAGCCGCUGAGGAGAUAUACAAUAUAUAUCGAAAUGCAAGGGUUUAUAAGAGCGCCUAUAUUGCUGCAAUCUACAGCUUGCAGCUACAAUCGGGUGAGCACGUUUCUGUGGAUGCAUACAGCAGACUACACGUGGAGUACUCCAACGAGCAACUGGAUUUAUUUGUACCAAGCGAUGCAAAUGAACGGCGCAUUUGUUACUCAGGGCAGCUUCCGGAGACUCUGACGAACUACUUGCCCAUAAAAAAUCCAGUCGCACGAGGCACUUUUACCACUAUUCUCCAACAGCCACUUGAUGUUUCGAACAGCAUCCUGGCAGAGGACGGCAUCCCUGAACUUCCGAAGCUCGAGUUGAUAAGCCCGGUAGUUGCCGAAAGUGAACACUCAGGCGAUGAAUCCCUGGAAGAGACGUCUUUCACGCCAACAGCUUCAAUGGCCGAGUGGCAUGAAAGUCAUAAGAAGGCACGCGCAUUAAGGGACGACUGGCUAUCUAAACGAUCGAAUAGUAAUGCUAGUACGCUAAAGGGAAGUGUUGAUUCCGAGAACGGGGUCAUUGAUAACCUCCAGUUAUCACUACGAGAUCUUAAACUUCCGGGUAGUUUCGAUCCAUGA